AUGGCUGCGGUUCAACUCCCUGCCCCCUACGUCUGGACAGCAGAUAUAUGUAGGACGACCCUUGGAUGCAUUUGUCAGGCAAUGGACACGAGUAACAACACCGAGGUGACGGUCAAGGUUGUGAAUUACUCACAACUCUCCCAGGAGGAGGCGAACGCCCUGGCCCACGAGGCGCGCGCCCUUUUAUACCUCAAUCACGAUCACGUUGUCAAGACAUAUAACACAAUCAUAGCUCCCGAGACUUACACAAUAUACAUUAUCAUGGAGCCGUGUCUAGGAACUUUGGGGACGGCAAUACAGGUCAUGAGCGCAUACGGCCAGCAGAUUCCCGAGGAGCACAUCUGGUACAUCGCUGCCGAGGUCGGGUCUGCUCUUAAGUAUCUCCACGAGCCACAUGAGAAGAUGAUGAUUGACUGGUACUCUGCUGAAAUCCCUAUAGGGCCUGUCGUUCAUGGGUAUCUCACGCCUUCCGACAUCUUUAUUUCUCGCGAUGGAAAGUGCAAGGUUGGUGGAAUAAGCCCGACGCAGUCGGCAUGGGAGAUCCGCUCGGGCAACGCUGACCUGGGCAGACUUUUCCUCCAAGCCCCAGAGAUCUUAGAUAUGCAGCCGAAUAUCACAGAGAAGGUCGAUAUCUGGUCGUUGGGGACGACUCUCUUCUUUAUCGCUGCCUUUCAAUCAGUUUGGAUCUCCAGUGACUACGCUAGUAUAGUCGCUGAGAUAAAACACGGGAAGAUCCAGCGCCUCCCCGAUAGGUAUUCCUGCGAGCUUGACGGCUUUAUAGCUCGGUGUUUGCAGGUGGAUCCGAUGUACCGUCCAUCCAUUUUGGAGCUGCUUUUGGAGCCCCAGAUCAACGACGUCAUGCGUUCAGUGUGCGAGGGGUCUGUUCCGUCUAUGCGCUAUCUCCUUGGGCUAUCUGAGGAGUCCGAGUCUCAGCCGCCCUCUAUGCAGCCUGAGGAGCCAGCGGCACCUGCUGCGCCAAUCCAAGAGCAGCCCGAAGAGCAACCUCAGAGAGACCCGAUGCAGGUGGAGCGCAUCUCUACACCCAUGUCUGGGUCGCUCACCGCUGAGCCCAGGGCCCCUGAAAAUCUUGAGCUGCCUCCUUUGCCGACAGACACUCCGACAGUUUCUACUCUUGAACCUUCCGAAAUGGCUGUUUAUGCACCUUCCGAGACUCGUACAUUUGCCACUGAGCCGGCGACGUCUGACUUUGUAGAUGCCGCUGAAAAGAUUGUUAGCCUCAUCGCUAAAGAGGCGUGUGCUCCCUCUGUUCCUGCGGAGGACAUACGCGAGCCCGUCGACAUGAAUAUCCUCCCAGCAAGCGUCACAGCGUCUAUCCAGCCCGUUCCCGACCCCACUCCAGAUGUUAUAGCAGAGAAGAUUGUCUCUGAAAUCAUUACUGCCGCCGAUGAUGAUCUUUACAAUAACACUGUGAGCGUUGUUGAAAGGCUGGAGGAGCCGGAGGACUCUGACGUGGGUGUAGUCUGUACAGCACUGCAGGAUCCAUCUCUCGUUGAGUCUGUGAAGAGACUUGAAGAGCCUGCUGUUGAGUACGAUGUUCCUGUUGAGCCGGUCUACGCCACCGCUCCAAGCGCCUUUGCCAAGCCAGACACAGGCGUGGCCGAGGUCCUGAAGGAGGAGGAACCUGCCGUUGAAGCCAACACGUAUGAGGCAGAGCCCGUUCUUGCUGCACCCAUCCAGCCUGACGUGUAUGCCAAUAAGACCUUUGACUCCUCAGUUGUGCGCCCUGUAGAGGGUGUAACCCAGCUAAUGCUUUGCGUUGAGAGAGGCGAUCUUGAGGGUGCCAAGUAUUAUAUCAAUGAGGCAAGGUCCUCUGACUCCUUCGGAAAGACUGCUCUGAUGCGUGCCGCUGAACUUGGCAAUUCGGAGCUAGUCGAGCUUCUUGUCGGAUACGAGGCUUGCCUGCAGGACAUUGACGGAUGGACUGCGCUCAUGUUUGCCGUCCACAGCCGUAAUACAGAGUGUGUUCGUCUCCUUGAGCCUCGUGAGCACGGGAUGAGGCUCGCCAACGGACAAACUGCACUGAUGAUGGCCUCCUUCUGGAACAAUUCCGAUGCCGUCUCCAUACUAGCUUCGAGGGAAUCGCGCGCGAGAACGACGGAGAGGUACUUUGAAGGCGAGGGAUUCACAGCGCUCAUGGAGGCUGCAAGGUGGGGACGCCACGAUAUUGUGAAGCUGCUUCUUCCGCACGAGGGCGACAUGCGUGAUUCCAGCGGGAAGACCGCACUUGAUCACGCCCGCAUUUCUGCCCAUUCAGUUAGUCAGGUUGACAGAGACGAGUGCAUUGCCAUUCUCAGUGGUUCAUCCGCCUGUUGA
This is a messenger RNA of Giardia duodenalis, 2334 nucleotides long. RefSeq names its product Kinase, NEK. The record is from RefSeq and is a predicted model, not a curated record. NCBI's taxonomy places the organism in Eukaryota, Fornicata, Diplomonadida, Hexamitidae. Gene Ontology annotation, biological process: protein phosphorylation. The transcript has a single exon. Gene Ontology annotation, molecular function: ATP binding; protein kinase activity; protein binding. The coding region runs from base 1 to 2334 and encodes 777 amino acids.